AUGGAGUCCUCACCUCCUCGAACCCAUGCUCGACUCCCGUCCGUGGCAGGCGUAAAGCGAUCCGCGUCUCUGCUGCCUCCAUUCGAGCCAUCUUCCUCGCCUCCCCUUCCACGGCCGAUAAAACGCCUUGCACGCGAUGAUAACAAUGGGAUUUCCAAAUACCCUACUCCAGUGCCCACGUCGUCGACUGCCGUUCCCUCCUCGUCUCCUCCACGUGCCAGACGUGGUUUGAAGCGUACUCACUCCAUGGCUUCUGAAAGGACACCGUUGUCAGCAGUACCGUGCGUCAUGCUUAAUGAAAAUGGAGAUACCCUGACCAUGGGAAGGUCUAGCAUCUCUUGCAACUUUCAAAUUUCUGCCAACCGUCUGGUGUCGAGGGUGCAUGUGAAGGCCGCAUAUAAACCUGCUACGCAUCCGUUUGAGCAAGAUAGAAUCGAGAUUCUCUGUACUGGGUGGAAUGGUAUUCAAUUGCACUGCCAGGGAAAAACAUACGAAUUGACAAAGGGCAAGACGUUCACUUCUGAUAUCAGGGACGCCGAUGUUAUGAUUGAUGUACACGAUUCACGCGUACUGCUCCAAUGGCCUCGUCAAACUAGAAAAGGCUCGACUUCCAUGCACUCAGACCAAACUUGGGAAGAAAGUUCUCCAAUCCGAGAUCCACAGACGCGUCCACAGCAAUCUACCACUGCAAGCCCCCUUAGGAACAGACAACGGCUCGGUUCUCCAGUUUCUCCCUCGCCUGCCGUCCAAGCAUUAGGAGCCUCGAUGGCCCCACUGACCCCUUCCCGCUCUCUACCUAGCGAAGUCGUCGUUUACGAAGACGAGGCCUCGCCAACUGGUCGACGUCACUCAACGGACAAUUCGAUGUCUCAGAAAACACAGCUAGCCACCCAGCCGCUCGGGCAUAGUCAGCAGAACUCUCUUACUAGCUCCUUGAGCAAAUCAGAAGAACUUUCUGAACAUGACGAAGAGAACGAUCCCAUUAUCUUUUCGUUUGGGCCCUUUGGUGCGAAUAUUCUUCCCAGGCUAGCUUCCUUCCAUACUAGCGAUUCCCCUACCCAGGCUCUUCCUGAAAAACCCAAAAGUCCACGCCAAGCUGCGCCGCAUGUCUUGCAAAAGGACUCGGAGUACGAAUCGGUUAAGGAAGGAAUUCAGAAUCAUAUUGUCAAUCAGCUGGCGUUUUCACGGCUGUCUUCCACUCCUUUUUCAACCAUCGUGAAAAAUCUUCCGUCGGAACUAGUUCAAAAACUUCCAACGGACAGGUUUCGUGUUCCAACUAGCGAAAUUAUGUCGAUCAUCGAGAAUACUCAGUGUAUCGGAAAAGUGAGCAGAGAAGGCAAAGAUGCUGCGGGGAAAGCAUUGGAAAGCGAGUAUUACUACACUCCCGAUAUGGACCUGGAUGAGAAUAGGAGAGAAACGGUCGUGAAUGGCCUUAGGAAACCCGGUUUGAGGAACUGUCGGAAACAGCACAAGCAAUAUUUUUGGCGCAGACCAAAAACACCAUAG
Messenger RNA from Uncinocarpus reesii 1704, 1506 nucleotides. RefSeq lists its product as uncharacterized. Gene Ontology annotation, molecular function: protein binding. The transcript has 2 exons. The coding region runs from base 1 to 1506 and encodes 501 amino acids. The record is from RefSeq and is a predicted model, not a curated record. Lineage: Eukaryota; Fungi; Ascomycota; Eurotiomycetes; Onygenales; Onygenaceae.